Messenger RNA from Caenorhabditis bovis, 1308 nucleotides. Lineage: Eukaryota; Metazoa; Nematoda; Chromadorea; Rhabditida; Rhabditidae. The record is from the annotation of a GenBank genome assembly.
AUGCGAAUUUCGAUUGCGGUGCUCAUUGGAUUACAUCUACUUGAAAUCGUACACUCAUUAUUCUUUCCAUCAUUGGGAUUUGGUUCUCCGUGUCACUGUCAAACAUCUUGCAAUGCUCCACCUCCAUCAUCAGCUUGUCUUUGUGCUCCACCUCCAUGUGCCCAAUCAUCACAGUCCUCAUUUCCUUCAUUUCUUCCAUAUCGCACUCAACCGCUAGCUCCGGCGCAGUACAUCCCGCAGAACUACGCGAUUCCACAGCCGCAAUCUCUGCCACCACCGCCGCCGCCACCAGCGCCACCGCAAAUUUUGGUGGCGCCACAACGGCAGCAGUUUGGAUAUGAAUCGCAGCAACAGGCUGCGUAUGUACAAUCUCAGCAACCACAGCAGCCUAGUUUUGAAAAUCAGCAAUCAUCACUACAACGCGUUCAAUUACAACCACCGUCAAAAGUCGAACUUCAAUAUGUGAAUCAGCUGAUGACGGUGUUUGAUGGCUCGAAAGAAACUACAACAACCGAAUCUUACAAUCCGGAAUCCUUGUCAAGAACGAGAAUCGAGGUUCAUCCGAGUCAAGAACAAAUCGAUAAAGGAAAUACAGUCACAGAUGAUGUAAAUGAAGUUCAACCGGAAGUGCUGGUCGCGCCAGCUUAUAUUCCACAUUCGGAGUUCAAUGGGAGCAAUGAGCUUCGAACCACUGAGCUCAAAUUAACUCAAACUCCAUUUGAGGAGGUUAAUGAGGAAGAAAAUAAAUCUAAUUCUCUUCAUAACAAUGAAUACAAUCCGGCCACAUCGCCUGUAGCGGCUGCAUCGAGCACGGAGAACUACGAGCCAGCCAGCACGACUCAAGUGCAACCAAGUUUUUAUACCUCGGAGCAAAGACCCUCUUCUUCUCUUCCACCAAUUUCUCUUGAAUAUAUGACCGAAGAAAAGAAGACGAAUGGUUAUAUGAUCGACCAUAGGUAUGAGAUUGAUCAAUUCAAACAAGAAGUCGACAAAUAUCAUAGCAAGCUUGAUUAUGAUGAGGAAGAAGCGUCAGAAAAUAUUCCGGAUAUUUCGGAACCGAAAAAAGCAAAUGAGAAGGUGGCCAAGUGCAACAGCUCAAGACUCAAAAAUGCGAUGCAUAAGAAAAUGACAAUUUCACCAUCCAUCUCGAAACAAAUGAUUUAUUCGGCGGCGUCCGAACUUUUUCCGGGCCGAAAUGUGAACGUGAUCUGUUCGCGACACUCAUUCUCAUACAUCGUCGUCACUUCGCCGGUGUUCUGCGAACAUCGCAAACGACCGAUCACCUGUUUCGCGUUCUUCCAGCCGUAA